Messenger RNA from Sphenostylis stenocarpa, 207 nucleotides. The record is from the annotation of a GenBank genome assembly. Lineage: Eukaryota; Viridiplantae; Streptophyta; Magnoliopsida; Fabales; Fabaceae.
AUGGUCCUUGAGAUUUUGAAUAUUUUUGUUGAGAGAAAGGGUCUGUACUCUGAUCCUGACAUGUUGUCUUGCAUGGGGUGGACAACGAUGUGCACUGGGCAAGCCCUCACUCUUGCACCAGAAAGAUGGGAUAUGAGGUUGGGGAAACAUUUACUCGUUGGUGUAAACAAAUAUGGUGCUAAAGAAUAUAGGAAAUUAAUUCAGUAA